Molecule: messenger RNA, 1602 nt
Organism: Mytilinidion resinicola
Lineage: Eukaryota; Fungi; Ascomycota; Dothideomycetes; Mytilinidiales; Mytilinidiaceae
Product: alpha/beta-hydrolase
Exons: 11
Coding region: 1-1602 (533 amino acids)
Source: RefSeq, a predicted model, not a curated record
AUGUUAGGCUACCUUCCAUUACGCCUGGCGUAUCUCUGUGCAGUUCUAGUGGGAGCGGCCUCUACCCAUUAUAUCGAUUGGGUGGAUUGCAGCAAGCAUGUUCCACCUCCAGCCACUUUCCUCAACACUACGAAUGUCAACCUAUCAUCACUUCCUCAAACUCUCCAUUGCGGCCGGAUUAAUGUGCCAAUGGAUUACUCGAAGCCUAUUGGCGUCAACAACAAUAUUACUCUCGGCCUGGCCAUGUACCGACCUGCAAAUCCUAAGGGUGUAAUAUUCUUUUGUCCCGGCGGUACUGAUGCAGGCGCUGCAGCUGCAUGGCGAGUAGCUCUAAACCAGACAGGACCCUAUUUUCCCGACUUCUCAGGCCUCGAAGAUUAUGAUUUGAUGAUGAUGGAUAUACGCGGCACUUGGAGCUCCAACUUACUCAACGUAUCUCUCGACACCGUCAGCUCCAUUUUCGUCCCAAACCCAACAAAUCAAAGCGAAUUCGACGCUACUAAAGCUGCGUCCAAGGCAAUAAUACAGUCAUUUGACGAAUUAAGUUCUCCACCCGGUAUCGUCCAGUUCCUCGGGAUAAACGAGGUAAUACAGGACCACGAAUCUAUUCGCAAGGCUCUUAAAUACGAAAAGAUCAAUUUUAUCGGGCUCUCAUACGGGUCAUAUCGAGCGCAACUUUACGCGGCCAAAUAUCCUCAUCAUGUCGGCCACUUCGUACUUGACGCUGUAGUUGCCCCUGGACUUAGCCUUGAUGAUCAAGCAAAUACUGGAAUUUUAGCUGGGAACAGAGCAUUGCUCCGCGCAGACGCUUACUGCCAAAACGACCCGAGUUGUCCCUUCAAGGCGCAAGGCAGAGGCAGUGUCCCAAAGGUGAGUGGAGGAUUGUGUCCUAAUAAACCGUUGUUUUUCUCAUCCCUCAACAUAGCUGUGAAAAAUUCUUCGCUGGAAACCUUCGCUCUCCAGUAUGGCAUCUACAAUGAGCUGCAGGACCAACCAAUAUUCCCUAUCAUAAACCAAGAUCUUGCGCAGCUGGCUCAGGGGAAUACUAGCAGUCUUAGCGGAGGAGGGCCGUUGACUAUAAACGAUGCCGUAGGGAUACCUUAUCUUUGCAGCGAUUAUUACUUCGGAGACAACACUUUCGCCGGAUUCCAAAAGUCCCUUCAAGCGGGUACAAAGCUUGACACUUACAAAAUCGGCCAAACCGCCGCCUGGAACAUCCGCAUGUACUGCGCCGCCUGGCCUUACGCCGUGGCCCCGCUCAAAACACUACACUUGAAAGCCCCGAUGCUAUUCGUGACCGCAGAUUUUGACGCCAGCACCCCAACCGAAUGGGCUACAAUCGCCUGGAAGACUGCCGACCAUUCCGCGCUGCUCGUUCGCCAUGGUGAUAACCAUACUACCUUCAAUCUUCCCGCCUCAAUCGCAACCCGGAUGGAAAAAGAAUUUCUGCGGACCGGUGUUCUUCCGCGUGUUCAGAAUGGUACUGAGGUUACGGUCUACCAUGCGGGCAUGUGUCGUGUGCCGAUCCCGGAUCCGUACGACGUGCCGACAGGCUUUGUCGCUGGAGAUUGUGCUAUCGAAGAUGAGUGUAACUUGAAUUGA